This is a messenger RNA of Oryza brachyantha (malo sina), 1038 nucleotides long. Its product is annotated as probable inactive shikimate kinase like 1, chloroplastic. NCBI's taxonomy places the organism in Eukaryota, Viridiplantae, Streptophyta, Magnoliopsida, Poales, Poaceae. Gene Ontology annotation, cellular component: chloroplast. The record is from RefSeq and is a predicted model, not a curated record. The transcript is spliced from 9 exons. The coding region runs from base 53 to 856 and encodes 267 amino acids.
CCCGCGCCUGCGGAUAACGAACGGUCGAGCGCAAGAGAAAGAGCGCGAGGCAAUGGCGACGAUGAGAACGGCGGCGGCCGCCUUGGGCACGGGCGCUCUCUCUUCUUCUACGACGAAGCGCUUCUUCUUCGCCGCCCCCAGCCGCGUCGCCUGUCGUCGUCUGCGCGCUUUCCCCAGUCGUGUUGCAGACUCGGAGCUCACCCUGGAGGAGCUGAACCCUUCUGUCGAGCUGCUCAGGAAAACUGCGGAGGCCGUCGGCGAUUUCAGGAAAACGCCCAUCUACAUCGUCGGAACGGACUGCACUGCCAAGCGCAACAUCGCCAAGCUCCUUGCCAAUUCGAUCAUAUACCGCUACCUCUGCAGCGAAGAGCUGCUCGAGGAUGUUCUUGGAGGCAAAGAUGCCCUCAACGCUUUCAGGGAAUCCGACCUCAACGGUUACCUCGAAGUUGAGACUGAAGGGCUCAAGCAGUUAACCUCCAUGGGCAGCCUUGUGCUUUGCUGUGGGGAUGGUGCUGUCAUGAACUCAACCAAUCUUGGGCUACUGAGGCAUGGAGUCUCCAUUUGGAUCAAUGUUCCUCUGGAAUUGGUGGUGAAUGAUAUGUUGAAGACGCAAGCUACUUCAGACCCUGAUUCCUUUUCUGAGGCAAUGAGCAGAGUGCGACAGCGAUACGAUGAACUGAAAGAGCGCUAUGGAGUUUCCGAUAUAACUGUUUCAGUCCAAAACGUAGCGUCUCAACUGGGUUACAGCAGCAUUGACUCAGUGACCCUAGAGGACAUGGUCCUUGAGAUCGUGAGGCAAAUAGAGAGGCUGAUCCGAGCGAAGUCGAUGAUGGAAGCUGCUGGGAAGCCCUUCUAAAAAGAAGCCGAACCCUUCCGGGACGAAAGGAAGCAAAAGGGGGCGCCACAGCUACUGAUUAUUAAUUUUUUAUACUCGAACAGAACAAUUCAGUAUUUACAGCUACUAGUGACUUGUGAGGGAGGAGGAUAUAUGCUGGAGCAGAAUGAAUGAAAACUGGAUGUGAAUUUGUCACUGGCUGA